AUGCAAAUCGAGAAUAUUAUCAAAGACCUCCCUUUGCCCCCGUUGCCGUCUCUUUCCGAUGCACUGUCUUUUCAACCACCACCACCCCCUGUAUCUCUUCCUUCUCUUCCAGCCAUUCCACCACUUCCUAAUCCUGAUCUGCUUGGCCUUCCAGCUGACGGAACUCCUCAAUUCCCUUCUCAGUUACUUCAGCUUAAAUGGCAACUUUUCUGCGUUCAGAAAAGCCAACAAGAACUCGCCAGUGCUAUCCUUCAGCUCAGCAGUAUGAUUCUGGCUAAUUCAAAUUCUCAAACGAGUUCUCCUUUUCUUCCACCACAACAACAACAGCAUCUAACGCAACUUCCUCUUGGUUUUCCAACUAGUAAAUCUCCUGGAAAACGGAGAUGGAGUUCAAAAGAUCGAGGAUCCAGUAGUCAGUCCAAAUACGCCCUAAUGUCAUCGAAAUCGAAAGGGGUUGUUGCUCCAUGUCAGUGUGAUGUUUGCCAAAGGGGGGAAGGAGAAAGUCAAUUGCCAAAACCCUCGGAAGGAAUCAACCAACAAACACCUCUUGAUCUCUACGUCUCUUACUUCUUGAACAGUCUUGAGAAUAAACAACUUCCUCUUCCACAAGGUAUGGCUCUUCCACAAACGCCAAUGGAAAUAGCUUCCAGCCAACAACAACAGCAGGAAAAGCCACUCGACCUUGCCACGCAUUCACGAACGAAUGUUGAACUCAACGGUGAACUGACACGACCUAGAACUACGUUUAGUCAACCAGCGAUUGGAGAGUCAUCUUCUGAUCUCAUCACCUCCCCGAAUAGUCUCAACCUCUCCCCUCCUAGAGACCCGUCACCGCUCUUUCUGUUCCAUAAACCAUCCCAUCAAGAUGGAAAAUCAAACCAUGAACCAGCUUUUGAUGAUAUUCUUCAAUUAGAAGCUGCUGCAAUCUCGGGAAAUAGUUUUAAACCUUCCUGGACACAUUCAGCCACUUUCACGGAGAAAGAUCGUGCUGUGGUGAUCUUGAAUCCAACUGAACCUCGAGAAAUGUUUGUCGGCGGUGAGCCCAAGGUGCGACUCCCUGUUUGGGCUUAUAAGAAAUGUGUCUAUAUGGUUGGAAGAGAGCAGAAACGACCAGCAGCUAGACUUUGUCUGUGUCUUCUGCAAUCCCUUUUCAGUCUCCGCUAUCUUGUGAGUCACAAUUAUAGUGGAUCAAGGCAGAAGCGACCAAUUGAUCCCAUGGUUAUGAAAGCGGUGUUGAAACAAGCCAUGAUGCAAUUUGGAAAGGGCGAUAAUGUCCUUUCUGGAAUGGAAUUCUCCCAAGGCAAGUUGAGGGACUAUCUCAACAAUGCCUUCCGAGUCAUGGCCUUUAGAAGAAGACGAGGAGACCGUGUUAAAUCGCCCUUCUGGAACGACGCGGGUGAACCAAUUCUAAGUUUGGAUCCUCCAAAGGACUUUCGGUUGAAUGAUAUAAUUCUUACGAAAAUUGUUCCCUCAUUUCGAUAA
Rodentolepis nana is the source of this 1482-nucleotide messenger RNA. The record is from the annotation of a GenBank genome assembly. NCBI's taxonomy places the organism in Eukaryota, Metazoa, Platyhelminthes, Cestoda, Cyclophyllidea, Hymenolepididae.